Molecule: messenger RNA, 387 nt
Organism: Fonsecaea erecta
Lineage: Eukaryota; Fungi; Ascomycota; Eurotiomycetes; Chaetothyriales; Herpotrichiellaceae
Exons: 3
Coding region: 1-387 (128 amino acids)
Source: RefSeq, a predicted model, not a curated record
AUGUCGGGAACGGGCUCGACGUCGUCCUUAUCGCCGAACACUUCCGCGGGGCUUACCGGCGGAGUCGAGGGGGUCAGACCCUGUUGCGUCCGAUGUGCCCAGCUCUAUGUCGCCUUCCCAACGCUCCGGUGCGAUCCGUGGCACGAAGACCUGAAACCGAGGAAGGGUGUCAUGCGUGCAGUCACCUAUGGCUGCCACAACUGCCGGACUUUCCGCCACAAGUGUGUGCCGGUUCCGCAGACGCACCACGACAGACUUCGACAAGUCCAAACUGAGGCUGACAAGUACGCAACCGCUAAGCGACGGACGCUGGGAUUCAAAGAGUUUUGUGACUUGAGGCGGGCCCAACAGCUUUUCAGCGCCGCUUGUCGACCGGGCGGCGAGUGA